Myodes glareolus (Bank vole) is the source of this 4235-nucleotide messenger RNA. NCBI's taxonomy places the organism in Eukaryota, Metazoa, Chordata, Mammalia, Rodentia, Cricetidae. The record is from RefSeq and is a predicted model, not a curated record.
AGCAGUCAGUGCUCUUAACCUCUGAGCCACCUCUCCAGCCCUCUUUUUUUUUUUUCAGUAACUUUAAGUAUUAUAGUUCAACCAAGAAGUUUUAUUUUUGAGACAGGAUCUUAUUAUAUAUCCCAAGCUGGCCUCAAAUUUAUGGCAGUCCUCCCAAGUGCUGGGAUUACAUGCGCGAGCCCUAGGUUCUGUUUCAGCAAAGGGUUAAAUUUUGUACAGAGUUCUCUAGACGGCUCUCAUCCUUCUUGGGUCGUCUCUUCAGAUGCAUCCUUCCCUCAGCUCAGCAAGUGAGAGCUCUAGCUUUCUCUGAUUUGGUGUGCUAUCUCUCCAGUCCUCCAGCCCACUCCGGCUCCUUUCCUCACAGUCUAGUGGUGGUGUCUCUCUUCCCCCAGGCUUGCUCAUAUAUGACUGUCUCUCAUGCUCUCGGAAGCGUUAUGUCCAGAAAGGAUGCAUUCAGUAAAACUGACCCUAGAAAGUUGACUCAAAACCCAAAUCACAUUUAUUUCAGAAGAGCAGCUACUCCUCCAGUCUGGGGCUCAGAGCAGCUUAGCACACUUGCUGGGUUUCCAAGCAUUAAGACUCACGCCAGAUGCAAAGGUAAACUCUUGGCACAUGAUUAUUAAGAGAGUAGAAGAUAGGCCAAGACAAAGAAGUCAUGAUUUAGCAGGCUGGAGGGAAGGCAUCAGAACUGUUCAUAGCUCUGGCUGGAAAGUGGUCAGGAAGAUGGGAAGGAGGGAAAGGGCAGAACUCAGUGAACUGAAGUUUGAACCUGAGUUGAGUCUCCAGUAAGGAGCAUGUGAUGGAAACACAGAGAUGUCCGGGAUCCUUGGCAGUGGUUAGGGUGUGUGGGGUUACAUGUGAUAUGUUUGGUAGAAUAUAAAGAAUAUGGCAGGGAGAAGCAACAGGAGAGAGACGGUACAGGCAGUCGUACUAUCUUUCACACCCUUGGGCUCCCAUUAUUUUCUGCCAUAGAACCCAAGGGAAAGAUUCACACUAUCAUUUUAAGUCCUCAGGGUGAAAAGAUGAUGUCUGUGCUACUGGGGUUACACAUUUCUCCCUGAGUGUCAUGAAGAGAGAGGCAGUUGAUGCGGGCCAGAUCUCUUCCAUAGUUAACGCUGCUUUUACAGCUGCCUGGAGGGCGGGACAGUUGAUGGCUUUCAUUAAGAACGCAUUCGGCUCCUUUCCAGAUUUACCAGGCAGUGUCUAGGAAAUUGCCUCAGAAUUACAAAUUUCUCCUGAGUCCCUUGGGCUGUGUUUGCACCCCCACCCUCUCCUCUUUCCUUUGGUAAGCUCCUCACAUCUGGAUCAAGUCUUGUUUCCUGACCAGAAACUGAAGCGGCACAUAGAAGAUCUUACCUUUCAGUACAGAGAUCUAUCAGAGAGCUCAAGAGCUCUUCCCUGUGCUCAGUCUAAAACCAGGAGCCGGGAAGAACGGGUCUAAAAGCAGAAAAUGGACACUCUCUACCUGAAAUCCGACAGCAAGACAAGGAAAGAAAGAUAGCGCUUUUCAACCUCUAGAGAUGAAACCAGCUGUGGCAACGUGGCCUGCCUCUGAGUCGCCGAAGAAAGCAGAGGUAACACGGCAGCCCUGACCUACACAGUGUGAUUUCUGUAAAAGCUGGAGGGAGGAUGGACACUGGAUGAGCCCCGAAGGUCACGAAGCUGCUCUGUCCAGCGUUUCCCACGCACACAGAGGUGGGAGAGAUCACAAUGGCUCCAUGUGGGAACCACAGCGAUGGGACUACAGAGUUUGUCCUGGCCGGCUUCCCGAACCUGAACAGCACAGGCGUGGAACUGUUUUCUGUGUUCUUUCUAAUUUAUCUGCUGACUCUAACAGGGAACGUGCUGAUUGUGGGGGUAGUAGGCGCCGAUCAGCGUCUGCAGACGCCCAUGUAUUUCUUCCUGGGUAACUUGUCCUGCCUAGAGAUUCUGAUCACGUCUGUCAUCAUUCCUAAGAUGCUGAGCAAUUUCCUCUCGAAACAGCACACCAUUUCCUUUGCCGCGUGCAUUGCUCAGUUUUAUUUUUACUUCUUUCUUGGGGCCUCCGAGUUCCUACUGUUGGCGGUCAUGUCUGUGGAUCGCUACCUGGCCAUCUGCCGUCCUCUGCAUUACCCCUUGCUCAUGAGUGGAGCUGUGUGCUUUCGCGUCGCCCUGGCCUGCUGGGUAGGGGGACUCCUCCCUGUGCUCGGCCCCACGGUGGCGGUGGCCUUGCUUCCAUUUUGCAGACAGGGAGCUGUGGUGCAGCAUUUCUUCUGCGACAGUGGCCCCUUGCUUCACCUGGCGUGCGCCAACACCACGAAACUGGAGGAGGCCGACUUUGUUCUCGCCUUUCUGGUCAUUGUAUCCUCUCUCGCCAUCACCGCCGCGUCCUACGGCCGAAUAGUCCUGGCUGUCCUGCGGAUUCCUUCCGCUUCGGGCCGGCAGAAGGCCUUCUCCACCUGCAGCUCCCAUCUGAUGGUGGUCACCCUCUUCUAUGGCAGUGCGGUUUUUCUCUACGUGCGGCCGUCCCAGAGCGGCUCCGUGGACGCUAACUGGUCAGUGACUGUGAUAACCACGUUUGUGACGCCCCUGCUGAACCCGGUGAUCUAUGCCUUACGCAACGAUCGCGUCAAGGAAGCUUUGAAAGAUAUGUUCAGGAAAGUCAGAGUAGAGCUCUCUGAAAAUUCCUUCCUUUCAGAAAGUUUGAGGAAGAAGACAGUGAGCUGAGAUAAAGGGACUGAAUUCCGAAUCCCUGCACCCUCUCUGUCAAGGAGCCGCACAGAGCAUCAAAGACGCCCACUCUAAAGUUCCUUCUCAGGUAAAACUCUACCUUAUGCCCAGGAAUACCAGCGCACGCUAUUUUUAAUAUUUUAUUUUUAUUUUACUUAUGUGUCUGUGUGGGGGUAUGGGAUGUACACAUGAGAGAGCAGGAAUUAGAUUCUCUGGUGGGCAGACACAGCGAGGGGCUGUGCUAAGUAAUAAAGGUGGCCGACUCCCAAGACGGCUGGCUUCUUCCUUACCCUUCAGGCGCUCGGCUGACGGACUGUUACACAGCAGUUAUGGGCCAACUGGCUAUUCUGUCUUUCAUCUUUCUUCGAACUGAUCAGCCCAUUAGGGGAGGGACACUCUUUAGAGAUUUUAGAGACCCUAGCCCUGUAGAAGAGACUGGGUUUUUUGUUUGUUUUUGUGCUUUUUGCUCCUUGGGUGUCCUCUCUUUCGCAGAAGGUCUUUUUGUUUGUGCAUCUGCAGCAUGUGUGUGUUCCCAACCCUCGACAAACACCUUUCUUCACCUGACCCUGUCUGCUCCCAUUUUCAUAGCUGGGAUUUCUCCACUGCUGUGUGUCCCACUUGAGAGAUUUUUUUCCCUGCCCUUUAAUUCUUUAACUGGCAGAGAAAGUGAACCCGAUCAAGACCCGCAGAGGCCAUCGUGGGUGCUGGGAACCAAACUCGGAUUCUCUGGACGAGACCAUUGAGCCGUUUCUCCAGCCCAGCUCAUACUGUUUGAUAUAUCAAGAUCCAAUGGUGGUUUUGUCUCCCACCCAUCAGCACAAACCUGGAGGGUUUGCCCGUCUGUGAGCUUGUCUGGGUGUGGAAUCUGUUAAACACCCCUACGCAGACAUCUAGGAAUAUCUGUGUAUAUCCUCUACUCAGAAGUUAAAGACCAACUACACUUUCAAUAAAAGUUUCCAAAUAAUUGAUGUAAAGCAAUAAUAUUAGAAUUAUUAUUAUAUCAAAAAGAGGCCUGAGGAUGUAGCUUGAUUGGUAAAGGGCUUGGUUAGUAUGCAUGAAGUUCUGGGUUUGAACCCUAUCGCUUUGUAAACUAAAUGUGAUAAUGUGUCUUUAACCCUGAUACUUCGGAGGAAUCAGAAGUUCAAGGUUACUGGAAUAUAGAAGACGACCCCAUGAAUGAUGAUGGUGAUGAUGAUGAUGAUGAAUAAUGGCGGGAAAGAUGACUCAGCAGGUUAAAGCUUGCCCUGUUUCCAGGGGACCUGAGUUCAAAUCUCUAGUACGUAUGUAAAAAGCCAGCUUGCCUGCAGCGCCUACAGCUCCAGCUUUGGGAAGGAAGAGAGGUGGAUCCAGUCAGCCUAUGACAGUGGUGAGCUUCCAACCCAGUGAGAGAUCCUGUCCCACGGUAAUGAGAUAUGCAACAUGCCGCUUUGUUUACGCAUGGGAAUGCAUGUGCCACAUACACACACACACACACACAUACACACACAUACACACACAUACACACACAUACCACACACAUACACACA